CCAGAAAUGAAACCUGGGUUAGAAUGGUGCUGUGGAAGAAAAAUAACUCAUUCUCCCUUGAAAAAAGGGAAAAAAUCAUCAGGAAAUGACAUGAAUGGAGCAAAAGUUCCAACUUCUGAUAACCUUGCUAAAUUCCAACAAAAUCAUCAGAACUCUUUUACAACAUUUUUAUCAACUGCAGCAGAGACUAACAAUGGUUUGCAUUCUUCAAUGUCAACACAUGGUCCAUGUAAUAAUGAGGCAUAAUGUAUAAACAAAAUAGAAGUUGGAUGUAUGAUAAAGAUGCGAUAUUGUACGGAAUGCAAUCAAAUUUUCUCGAUGGAGUCGGGGAAUUUAUUGAAUUCGCACUUGAACAUCCAGCUUAUAUGAGUGGUGAUAAAAUAAUAUGUCCAUGUUCAAAGUGUAAAAAUCUCAAAUUUAAAGACCCACACGAAGUUGGGUAUGAUUUGUACGCGGUCGGUUUUGUUCCCAAUUAUUAUAAUUGGACUUCUCACAGUGAACCUUUGGAUCCAUCUGUUAUACCACAAACGGUAGGUUCGUCUCGUUACGUCCCUCCAGAGAUGAGUGGGUGGGGAGACCGUGCUGAAAUGAGGUGGGAACAAGCAAUGGUAUAUGACGCAUACGGUGUACCGAUGUCUCAGUUCAACCCCCACAACCAUCUAACGACCCCCCUGAAGCCUCGACCUCGUACCAAAUGCGGAUGAAAAUCCGUCAUUUUAUCAACCUUAUGUGGAUGAAGGUUUGGCUGAGAGAUUUCAGGAUGUUCUAAAAGCUGCCGACCAACCUCUGUAUGCUGAUUGUGAGGGAUACACUCAGCUAUCCGCCGUUACAGAGUUUAUGAACAUAAAAGCUGAAUACAGUCUCCCUGAAACUUGCAUGAAUAGAGUCUUGCAGUCAGUAGGAGGGAUGCUACCGCGUGAUCAUACC
Messenger RNA from Cuscuta epithymum, 927 nucleotides. Lineage: Eukaryota; Viridiplantae; Streptophyta; Magnoliopsida; Solanales; Convolvulaceae. The record is from the annotation of a GenBank genome assembly.